CCGUGGGCGCUCAGGAUGGUGGACGCCAUGGGCCGUCCCCCGGCCGGCAUCUUCGAGGGCACCAUCACGGACUUCGGGUCCUUCGACCAGUGCCUGGAGGUGCGCGCCCAGGACGCCUGGGGCGACGAGAGUUUCCGCGGCCAGUACUGCUCCCUCUUCCUCAAGCCCAACAUCGACACCAGCAAGCCCGUCGCCUUCCUGCGCAGCAGCCGCAGGAAUCUCACGCGAAUUAUGAAAUCCAUUUGGUUCCCCGGCUUCCGGUUGGGCAUCUGCAUCCCGUCCGCCUGUUCCAAGGAAGACAUCGACGCUCUCAUUAAGUCGGCGCUGAGCAGGUACGGCGUGAACGCGUCAGUGCCUCUCUGCGACGUCCAGAGAGACGUUCUGCUGGACCGCAUCCAAAAGGCCGCCGUGGCAUUCCUGUGCAUCGUGCUCGUCAUGAUGCUCCUGGGAACGGUGGUGGACGUCUUCCUCCGAAGCCGCCAUGGCAUGGCCAAAAAGAUCAACGCGGUGCUGGACGCCCUGACGUCGUGGUCUGCGUACGGCAACACGCUCCGGCUGUUCGACGUGUCCGAUGACGGCGGCCGGCUGCGGCCCCUGCACGGAAUUCGCUUCCUCACCACGCUCUGGAUCAUCCUGGCCUACUCGCACGCGCUCACGCCCAUCCCGAACCGAAGAAGAAUCUUCAACAUGUUCGACUUCGUCAAGGAGACGCCCUUCAUGUUCAUCGCCAACGCUUACCCGGCCGCCGACACCUUCUUCUGCCUCAGCGGAUUCCUGUUCGGGUACAGCAUCUUCAAGCAGCGCCAUAACAUAGGAAAAUGGCUGCCCGUCCUGCUAGUCAGGAGGUAUAUCAGGGUUAUCGUGCCGUCCAUGUGCCUGCUGUUGGUGUUCUCGCUGGUCGAGCUGCUAUCGUCGGGCCCCAUCUGGCGCGACGGCUACGCCAUCCUCCGGGGAAACUGCAUGGCCCGCUGGUGGAAGAUCCCGGCCCUUAUCAACAACUGGGAGCACAGCCUGGACUCGUGUUUGCCGCACCUGUGGUUCUUUGCGGCUGACCUGCAGCUGCUGGUUGCUUUCUCACCGGCAGUGGUGCUAUUGGUCAGAUCUCCCAGACUGGGGCUCAUUCUCACCAUAAGUAUGGUCCUCGGCUCCACCCUGUACGUUGCCCUGCAGACCUACUACAAGGAUCUCUACCCCGUGACCAUUUUCUUCGCCGAUAACGUCAUGAAGUCUCGGCGCACCAACACGGAGGUCUUCAAGCGUCCGUUCGCGCACGCGGGCGCCUUCGCCCUGGGCCUUCUGCUGGCCCUGGUGCUGCGUUCCCGGACCCAGUGGGCGCAGCGCGGGGCCACGACCGCGGUCCGCCUGGCCGGCUGGGUUGUGUCCGCGGGCUGCGCGCUCGCCGUCAUUCUGGGCGUGGAGCAGUGGCACAAGGGCGUCAUGCCAAGUCAGGCCAUGGCGGCGCUCUAUGCCUGCCUGCACAAGACCACCUGGGGCGCCUUCAUCUGCUGGGUCGCCUUCGUCGUCUGCACCGACCGAAAGGGCAUUUUGUCGCGGUUCCUGUCCUGGGGACCCUUCGUCGCGCUGAGCCGGCUCUCCUACGGGGCAUACCUGCUGCACAUCCUCGUACUCUACAUCCGGUUCGGAAGCAUCCGAGAACGCCUCUACAGCAGCCACUUCGUACAGCUGUGCGAGUUCAUCGUGGUCACGGUGCUGUCCUACUCGGGCGCCUACGUGUUCUACCUGCUCUUCGAGGCGCCCAGCACGCGCUUCCUCGGCAUGGCCACGUCGGCCGUCCUGGCCAGGUUCCCCGAGGAGCCUCCGCAGCAGCGCCUCGACAACCUCACCGUCGACGAGAAGAAGAAACACCCGCCCUGCCCGCUCCGGGCCAAGGAGUUGGAAAUACCCGUACCCAAGUCAACUCACCUCUAGGGCAGCGGUCCAUGUCCGACCAACAAGCGUUGCCCCUGUGGACUUACUUUCAGAACUUGCGAGCAAUCUUUGGUACGCCCGUGAACAUGGUGUAUAGAUGGCGCAGGACCUGGCUAGACGCUUCUCAGCCAAUCGAAUUGCUCCAUCAGCCGAUAAGAAAGACGAAUGACGAAGCGUGAACAGAAUAAGUUACACUAGUUCACUACAGUGAACUAGUUAUACUGGUAAAGAAUGGCUUGUGUGAGGGCUCCAGUCCG
Molecule: messenger RNA, 2186 nt
Organism: Ixodes scapularis (black-legged tick)
Lineage: Eukaryota; Metazoa; Arthropoda; Arachnida; Ixodida; Ixodidae
Product: nose resistant to fluoxetine protein 6
Exons: 14
Coding region: 16-1929 (637 amino acids)
Molecular function (GO): acyltransferase activity, transferring groups other than amino-acyl groups
Source: RefSeq, a predicted model, not a curated record